AUGGUCAAUCAAUUACUUAAAGAGUUUUUCGGUCCUAAAAGACUAUACUUUGUAUGUGGGAAAGUUUACCAAGAUAUGCACUAUGCGAAUAGGAUAGUUCAUUGGUACACCCAGCAUAGGUUGCCUGUGAUUCCAGUAAACCCUAAGGGAGGUGAAAUUGACUUAAGUGUCGAUUCAGUAUCAAGAAGAGUUGCUGGUGAUACUAGAUUGCCCAUCGCACGCACUAUUAAGGAAGGAUUGGACAAUUACAAGGGGAAAAAAGACAUUGACGGGAUCAGUGUAUCGUUUGUGACCCCUCCACCGGUAACCCUUUCGAUAUUGAAGGAACUAAAGGAUGUUGGGACGCCAGUAAUUAGCGUAUGGUUUCAGCCUGGAUCGUGGAAUACCGAGUGUGUGGACUAUGCUACUGCCGAUCUCAAGAUCCCGGAAGGAAAUGUCAUAAACGAUUGUAUUCUAAUAAACGGACAUUCGAAUUAUGUCAAGAGUGAAUUGGUGGCCGAUUUGUGA
Molecule: messenger RNA, 507 nt
Organism: Kluyveromyces marxianus DMKU3-1042
Lineage: Eukaryota; Fungi; Ascomycota; Saccharomycetes; Saccharomycetales; Saccharomycetaceae
Product: CoA-binding protein
Exons: 1
Coding region: 1-507 (168 amino acids)
Source: RefSeq, a predicted model, not a curated record